UGGUUACACAAAUUGUGUUUCGGUCACGCAACUUUACCCAAGACUACUGCGGAGGAUUCGACUUUAUCACUAAAGUGUGAGGUUACGAUUUCCUCACCAAGCCAUAAUAGAAUGGCGGCUGAACCACAAUCAGCGAUUCCUAUCGUAGAUUUUAGUGUGUUUGGAGUUCAUAAAGAUAAUAUUGACGACACGAGCGAAGAAGCUCACAAUUUAGGCGCCGAAAUCUUACGAGCUUUCAGUUCUGUUGGCUUUGUGUACCUCAGAAAUCACGGAAUUCCCGAAUCUAAGGUCGAAGAUGUUCAGAAGGUCAGUGAAACCUUUUUUGAGCUUCCAAAAGAGAAGAAACAAAACUAUUCCAGGCUUAGUGAUGGCUCAAACCAUGGAUGGAUUGCACUAGAGCGCGAAAGACUCAACCCUGCUAGGGCAGCAGCUGACUUGAAGGAAGCAUUUAAUGUCCCAGUGUUAAACAAUACAAAAGUGAAAUGGCCAAAUGAUGAAGCACCAGGUUUUGAGUCAAAAGUUGGGGAGCUGUAUAAUCAAUGCAUCAAACUCACUUUUAGAGUCUUACACGCUGUAAGCCUUGGAAUGGAUUUAAAGGAUAAGAAUUGGCUGCUUGACUGUCACAAGGGCAUUGGCAAACAUGGAAAUGCCACAACAAUGCGGAUUCUGUACUACCCUCCCAUUACCAAUAACAACCUUGUGAAGCCUGGUCAGGUCCGUUGUGGAGAGCAUAGUGACUAUGGAACCAUAACACUGCUCUUCCAGGAUGAAUUUGGUGGACUGGAGGUUUUACCACUAAACAGUGAUUACAUCCCAGCACCGUACAUCCCUGGGUGUGUCCUGGUCAAUAUUGGAGACCUGAUGAUGCGAUGGACGGCGGAUAAACUCAUUUCCACGACGCUGGAAGAUGCGAAUAUAAGCCAAGACGAUAAAGACAUAGGGUGCGAUGACACACACAGACAUCGAAAACGCCAGGUAGCAUUUGUGAUAGAUGGAAGCUACGUUCGCAUCCCAGGCCAGCGGUAAUAGUGAGUAAAGUAUCGCAAACACCCACGUGAUCACCAAAACCGGUUUAUAACUGUUUCUGAGUCGCUCCGUGUAGCACAGCGGGCUCAAAAUAGCUAGGUACCUGUCCCACGUGACCGCGCACAGAUUUGCGACACCCGAGACCAGGACGAUUGAUAUGAUAUACCCGGACACAGGGUACCCGGGGAUACCGGAGAAGUUCAGCGGCAAAAGCACCCCGCCAAUCAAAAUGUCGGAAACUGCAAGUGAUGCCACGAAAUAAUUCGUAAAUGUUCGCAGCCUCUUGAGGAACAGCACCAUGCAACAUACACUGACGUUCAAUGAGACAACGAGUACUGAUAGCGUGAUGAGAAGAAUAUCCAUGAUGCACCGCGAAGUCUGCAUGAAAGUCCCGUAUGUGAAACUUGAGUACUGUUUUCCUUUUUCUCUUCAACCGUUCGGACCUACUCUUAUUGUCAAAACUUCAAUACCUUUAUCUUAAAAUUCUUUGCCACGUAUUUGGAACGUCCUUCGACUAAUCCUGCUUAUUGUUGCAGCUAUUGUUUGUUAUUUCACUCUUUUCUAUCCUUCGGACUUGCUGUGUAAUGGUUUCCCGGUUGUUUGUUAUUCACUUUUCUGAAUAAUACAUUUUGAUUUUCCUGGUACUUUGAAUUCCUGCCCUCCGACAAGAACGGUCUAGGGUUUGUCUGUUGAUAUCUCCUAAGAUUCCAAUUUUAAGGCGAAUGCUUUACUAAGCGUGAUGCGUGAACAGGUAUUGCUCGUUUUCGUAUCCGUGUAGUGACAUUUGCAUUGCCGUGCUUACAAUUUUAGCGUUUUAAUGUUUCUUAUAAAGCACCUCUUGUGUUUAAAGUCUUCGCCUCGGGCACGACUCAUACACGUGCGGAAUGGUUUGUUUCGCAGUUACCACGAACAGGAGUCUGUAUGAUAAGAAUGUGGAAUUAAAAAAAGGAACGGAGUCGGCUGCGUGUAAAGCGUUUUCCUAACGUUCCCGUGGUUUCUCUUUCGUAAGCGAAUACGCAAAAUCCACGCAAAAUGUGUUUAAAUGGACGAGAAGCUUCCCUCAGAUUCUAAGGCUUGGUUUGGCUUUCUACGAACUGUCUUGAUUAAAAUUCUUGUGUUGGCACGAGCUCUUGUGGUAAAUAUCAGCACACGCAGAUUGCUUUUGGCUUAAGAGACGUUCCUUCUGGUCUCGUUUUGCUUCUCUUAGUUGUAGCGUUCUAAUGUCAUUUGCUCUCCUGCACGUGAGCGGCCGGCAUGCAUUGCGUUUUAGGUUAUCGCUAGUAUCCCUCCUUUUUUUACAAUGCUUUUAAAUAUAGGGCUUUAGCAGACGAAUUUCCUUUAUGCACAAUAUAUUCAAGGUUUAUCUUAAAUCGCUUGUAAACACCAAACAGCGCGAUGAUGCACUACAGAUUCUUGUCUCUACCGUUAAGCACUUGCUAUUUAUUUAAUUUUUGUAUUUUGUCCUUUUCCUUAUUUCUCUUUGAUGAAUUUAUUUGAUUCCGCAAAUGAAAUCGCAACUUGUGACUACUUUGCUUUUUAGUCUAUGGUAUUUGCUGCGGACGUAUAGCGAAUUAGCUAUUUAGUCUAUGAUAUUUGCUGCGGAUUUAUAGCAAAUGAGCUCUUCGUACGUGCAACCAACUGUAAUGUUGAUACCGGCUUGGUGACUAGGAUACCUUUCAGGAGUGAACCUUAAUAACAACAAGACUAAUGUCUUAGCCUCUCCCUGGCGUUUAAGGUGCAAUAUUGAACCGAUAUUUCUUACGCCUUUUUCUUAGCCUUUUCUGAUCCGAGCAACCUCCAACAUGUUUCUUCUUUUCUUCUCUCUCUUUCCCUCUUUUUUCCUUUAGUGUCUCGGGUUAUUUAACCUCUAUUUCCCUCCUUGCUUGUUUCUUUGUUUUACUUUUCUUUCAAAUGACCCACUUUUCUUUAUUUUCUUUAUUUCCACCGCAUAUUUCCUCUGUCUAUCUCGUCACUUUAUCUCCAGUUCGAGCUUCUUCGCAUAAUGUCGACCUCGAAGUGAUCCAAAGAUGUCCUCUACUAAACACACAUACACACGGGAUUACAGGAUUACAGUGUGCGAGACGGAUGUCUUCCAGUCCUGACCGCACCUUUAAUUUACCAAAAUUGCUUUACCUGAAUGUUACGGAAAUAGAGUGCUUUUAGAUCUAUCUCAUAGACGCCGCAAAUGCUAUGCUAAAUUUAGCUGCACAUUUGCUCAAUUGAACUUAAAUUUACCACCUUUUCGUCCUCCAGUUGAACCGCAAGGCCUAACGCUAAGGCGUUUAUCUGACCUGUUUACUAUACGGUAUUCGUCUCUGAGGAGUUUGUACGUGUAUUGGCUCACGUUGGUGUGCGUAGACUUUGAGUAAUGUUAAUUCUCCAGUCGGAUUUUCAAGAUAUAAUCUAUUUCUUCGUUUGUGUACAGUUUUGUUUAGAACGAUACAAUCAAUCGCUUGUUAGAUCGCCACUAUCGCCAUUUCUCAGUGGGUGUUCUCUUUUCUUGAUGUUUCUCAUCUGUUUUUUCAUCUUCUUUUUUCUGGUCUUUAUUUUCUUAACCUUGGUAAUUGAUGAUCAAAACGAACUUGAUACGAUUUCUGCAAAAAAAAUAUUAAAAUAAAAAAAUAAAAUAAAAUACACGUUUUUAGCAUAUAAGCUCUGCAUGGGAUAAGGGACCUAAGUCUGACCACUGAAGGGAGACAAAAAUCUGUCUGACUUUGUGGAGGUUUGGAUUAACGAUAAAAAGAGUAUUAUAAAAGCUGCCAAAACUCUCCUAGAAACCAUGAACUUUGUAUUGUUAUCUAUGUAUGUACGCUGAAAAUCAUUCAAGAAUCAUAAACAACC
Molecule: messenger RNA, 3867 nt
Organism: Nematostella vectensis (starlet sea anemone)
Lineage: Eukaryota; Metazoa; Cnidaria; Anthozoa; Actiniaria; Edwardsiidae
Product: 2-oxoglutarate-Fe(II) type oxidoreductase ppzD
Exons: 7
Coding region: 112-1026 (304 amino acids)
Molecular function (GO): dioxygenase activity
Source: RefSeq, a predicted model, not a curated record